CCAACAAAAAAAACAAAAAGAAAAAUAACAAGCGUCGGUUUGUCUGGCGCCCUCGUACCUGACUACCUGUAGCCCGUCGCGCUCGGUCACUCCAUUGCUUUGCAGGCUAGCAGCCUGUGCGCUGCGCUCAUAGCAAAGGGCGACAUCAGAAGCACGGUGCCGCGGGUAGACCGGCCGGCGAUGUUCGCAACGGCGGCACGGUGGGUGGCCAAGAAGGGGAAGCCCAAGAUUGGCCCGAUCGAGCUGACGGCGCCGCCGGAGCAGACGCAGUCCAUCACGCGCACCAUCUUCGACGUCGUCCGGGAGCACGGCCCUCUCACCAUCUCCGACGUUUGGGACCAUGUCAAGGAUGUCGGGCUUAGAGGCCUGACGAGCAAGAGGCAGAUGAAGAUCAUGCUGCGGUGGAUGAGGGAGCGCCAGAAGCUCAGGCUCAUCUGCGACCACGACGGCCCGCACAAGCAGUUCCUCUACACCACCUGGUUCACCAACCCCAAGAACGCGCCGCAGAGGCCCAAGGGGGAGCUCAAGGCCAAAGCCGAGAAGCUCUCUCCUUCCCUUCCCAAGCAGCCGUGAUACACUACCAGGUUCCCGUUCGCCAUGCUCUCGGCUCCGUAGUUGUUUCUGCUAUCGUGUGACAUAAUGUUCAGAAUCACAGCAAACGCUGAAUAUGUAGGAAGCGAAAUAAGCUUUGAUAUGGCUCUGUUGUUGUGCAAUCUCGCUUGCUAAUCGUGAAUUACUGAAGAAUCGGCUCUAUAUUAAGACAAGUUGCAUUGCAUGACUAAGCUGUGUGCCUUCUCGGUUUCCCACCA
Setaria italica (foxtail millet) is the source of this 809-nucleotide messenger RNA. RefSeq lists its product as uncharacterized. The transcript is spliced from 2 exons. Lineage: Eukaryota; Viridiplantae; Streptophyta; Magnoliopsida; Poales; Poaceae. Bases 181 to 573 code for a protein of 130 amino acids. The record is from RefSeq and is a predicted model, not a curated record.